AUGCUUAAGAGAGAAUUACAAUGCCUAGGGACUCAGGAGAUUGAAUGGGCUUAUCCUUUAUUCAACUAUAUCAAAGCAAAGUUUAGGCAAGUUGAUAUACAAUAGAUUACAUUUAAAUUACUGUCUGAUUACUUCUGGGCAUAGUACAAUAAUACAGAUUAAUCAGAUAAAAUGAAGGAAACAUCUGCACUUCGACUCUUUACCCAGUAGUUUAAUAAUGUAAGCUCCCCUACAGGAGAAAAGAAAGAGUUCAUGCUUAGUUCUCCUAGAAGGUCGUUUUUACCUCCAGAAAUGCGCUUUAGUAAUUAGUAUGAGUUCAAGGCAGGCGAUCAUCUAUCAUCUAAUCACCAUCGUAGUGUCAAACUGACUUUUAAAUCGAUAUUAAGUGACGAGACUGGAAACGAUGCACUGAGAUUAAGUACUAAAUUUAAUAGGAAAGUCUUAAUCAUUAGAGAUCAGAUGCAGUAAAAAUCUCAUCCUAUACAUAAAAUCAUCAAAAAAUUUGACCUUCUGUUCUUCCAAAUAUAUGCUGUACAGAUUGAAAGAGCGAGUCAGAAGAAUGUAAAAGAAUCUAAAGAGCUCAUGAAUUAAAUUGUCAAAGAGGUUCAAAAUUUUGUGAGAAUUAUUUUCUUUGCUACUCUGAAAUUUUAUCGUCUGGAAUUAAAGCCAUAAGAUCUCCGCAAGGAUCUAGUAAUAAAUAUGAUCACCAGCUUGAUAAUGAAGGAUCAGACCUAUUCGAUUAUAAUGAAUGCAAUACUAUAAGGCAGCAGUGAUAGAGUGAGGAAUAUUUAAAAGAAUAUAGGCAAGUAUAGAUACAAAAUAAAUCUUGAUAAAUUAGGAGUGAGUAAGUACUUUCAGUUUAGCAGAACUUUCAAAGAUUUACUCUAAUAAGACACUUCAACAAUGUCCAAAAGCCAAAAUAAGGAUCCUAUAUAACAAUUGAAUAUGAAUGUCAACCCAAUGAUUAAAGAUUAAAAGCUAGAAAUUUUAGAUCAAAGAUAGCUUAUAAGGUCAAAGACUUUAAAGAAAAAAAGGAGAAGGAAGAAUUCUUAUUCAAAAGAUACUUAUAAGCCAUUUGAAAAAAGUAUCGAGGCCCUUAAAGAAAUUCCAGAAAUAAACUCACCUAUGAAGAAACUUGAAUUCAUCUAUUAAGUAUUUAAUACCUUAAUGAUCGGGGAGAUUGAUUAGUUCUGGGAAAGCAUAAAUGUUGACUAAAAAAAACUUGAGAUUGAUUAUGAGAAUUUGAAUGGAAUAGCCAUAUAUAUCGCUCUAAAAGCAGGCAUACCUAUUUUGCUUAUUGAUAUUAUCUUCAUUGAAAAUUUCGUGAGCAAAGCCAUUUUAAAUACUAACAGAGCAUAUCAAAUGACUGUGCUACACAGUGCAAUGACUUUCAUAGAGGAAAAUCUGCCUUCUUAUUAUGAAUCUAAGGACAAAAAGAACCCUCUAAAAGAAAAUUUUACACCGAAAUUUGUCUACAAUGAAAGCGUUCUAUUAAGUCCAAGAAGCAUGGGGUAGUCAGUAUUAAUGUCUAAACUAGGAUAAAGCUUUAAUUAGUAGAGUUCUGAACAGACUCAAGAAGAGUACGACCCAGAGAAAGAAGAGGAUAUGUUAUUCUGUAUGGAGCAGGUUAGUAUGCUAAAGAAUUUGGAUAACUAAAAGCCUAAAUAAAGAAAAAUGAGUUCUGAUCUAGAAUAAGAGAGAAAUAAUAGUGCAUAAAGUAAAUCUUAACUAAAUUAAGACCGCUCUACAGUUGAGCUAGAAAGCUAAAUUAACUAAAAACUCAACCUUAGAAAUAAAAAUUUUUGCAAUAUUUAGCCGAAUGCUGCAAAAACUAUCCACAGAAUGCUGAAUCAAAAACUCCAUACAUAGUCGAUGAUAGGAAAUUAAAACAAGACAGGAUUUUACAACUUAGCCUAGAGUAAUGAAUAAAUGUAUCAAAGCAGUGAGAAUAUUAGUCCUUAAUCUUAAAAAUUAAUCUGGAAUCUAAACAUAUAUUCUGACUAUGACAGACUAAUAAGCACUUACCUAGAAGACAGCCAGCUAAACUGCAAUUAAGAUGAGUAGAGGUCAAAGAGUCCAAUUACAUCUCCAAAAAUCUUCUUGACAAGUCAUGAUGAAGUAAGAUUGGACAUAAUCGAUAAGGAGUCUAAUAUGUACAUAAAUGAAAUUAUUGACCAAAUUAAUUUAUCUAGCGACAAAGAUACCAGCAACUGA
Molecule: messenger RNA, 2214 nt
Organism: Stylonychia lemnae
Lineage: Eukaryota; Ciliophora; Spirotrichea; Sporadotrichida; Oxytrichidae
Source: the annotation of a GenBank genome assembly